Esox lucius (northern pike) is the source of this 840-nucleotide messenger RNA. RefSeq names its product calmodulin 2a (phosphorylase kinase, delta) (gene calm2a). The record is from RefSeq and is marked provisional. Gene Ontology annotation, molecular function: calcium ion binding. NCBI's taxonomy places the organism in Eukaryota, Metazoa, Chordata, Actinopteri, Esociformes, Esocidae.
AGUGCAUUUGGUGAGGUUGCCAGAGUAGGUGAAUAUUAAAUCUGUAGACUUUAGAACUUUUGUCGGAACGUCGUAAUAAACCAGUUUCUACUAUUUCACAAUGGCUGAUCAGCUGACAGAGGAGCAGAUUGCUGAGUUCAAAGAGGCUUUCUCGCUCUUUGACAAGGAUGGUGACGGCACAAUCACCACCAAAGAGCUUGGCACCGUCAUGCGCUCCCUAGGCCAGAACCCUACUGAGGCUGAGCUGCAGGACAUGAUCAACGAGGUGGAUGCAGAUGGUAAUGGAACGAUAGAUUUCCCAGAGUUCCUGACCAUGAUGGCGAGGAAGAUGAAGGACACAGACAGUGAGGAGGAGAUAAGAGAAGCUUUCCGUGUCUUUGACAAGGAUGGCAAUGGUUACAUUAGUGCUGCUGAGCUGCGCCAUGUGAUGACAAACCUGGGUGAGAAGUUGACUGAUGAGGAAGUUGAUGAAAUGAUCAGAGAAGCAGACAUUGAUGGAGAUGGCCAGGUUAACUAUGAAGAGUUUGUACAAAUGAUGACAGCGAAGUGAAGGCCUUGUACAUAUGUUUCUUAUAUAAAUAACUUGCCUUUUUUCUUUGUGUAAUUUAUCUGUAAAAUCUUAAUAGCCGCCCUGCUGUCCAAAGGAACUGCAUGUAAACUGCAUAGGCUCUGAGUCCCCAUGUCCUUUCAUUUGCUGUCAUCGUGUUUUGGAGUGACUGAGCGGCUGUAUAUAACGGAUGCUCGUUGAAGCCCCAGGGUCUGAAGAGAGCUUUAUCUUCACGUCAUGUUGGCUCAGGCCCCCACCUCGCCCCGACACUUGGCCACAUUGGAGACCUGUCA